This is a messenger RNA of Sesamum indicum (sesame), 2488 nucleotides long. The record is from RefSeq and is a predicted model, not a curated record. Lineage: Eukaryota; Viridiplantae; Streptophyta; Magnoliopsida; Lamiales; Pedaliaceae.
UCACACAUUGCUAGUUAAACAUAGCUUGCAUCUUACUUCUCUUAGUCACUUGCAUUCUGAGUUUCUACCCUUCCAUUGCUGCUGAAACAUACGACCAAAACAGCUUAGAAACGUACAUUGUACAUGUGCAUGUGCCUGAAUCUUCUCAAGUCUUAGCAGAGUCAGGAGACAUGGAGUCCUGGUACAAUUCUUUUCUGCCAAAACCCACUGCAAACUCUGCUGAUUAUUCGUUGCGAAUGAUUCAUUCGUACCGCAAUGUGAUCACGGGAUUUGCAGCAAGAUUGUCUCCGUUAGAAGUGAGCCAAAUGGAGAAGAAGGAUGGAUUUGUCUCCGCAAGGCCUCAAAAGACUUACACUUUGCACACCACUCAUGCUCCCAGUUUCUUGGGCCUUCAUGAAAAUGUCGGAGCUUGGCAGAUUUCAAAUUAUGGGAAGGGUGUGAUUGUAGGAGUUAUAGACACCGGUAUCAGUCCAGGCCACCUGUCGUUCAGUGAUGAAGGCAUGCCCCCUCCGCCUGCUAAGUGGAAAGGGAAAUGCGAGUUAAAUGGGACAAUGUGCAAUAACAAGCUCAUCGGUGCCAGGAAUUUUGUGAGCCAUCUGUCUGGAUUGCCUCCUAUUGAUCAAGAAGGGCAUGGCACUCUCACUGCUAGCACGGCUGCUGGGAACUUUGUGUCGGGUGCCAACGUUCUUGGUAAUGCUAAUGGCACGGCAGCUGGAAUGGCCCCGCUUGCCCAUUUAGCUGUUUAUAAAGCCUGUUCUUUGGAUGUUUGUGGUGAAAGUGACAUAUUGGCGGCAAUGGAUGCUGCUGUGGAAGAUGGUGUGGAUGUGAUAUCUGCUUCGCUCGGUAGGGGCCCUAUAAAUUUCUCGGAAGACAGUGUUGCUAUAGCUGCGUUUGGUGCAAUUCAGAGGGGGAUUUUCGUGAGCUGCUCAGCGGAUAAUGGCGGUCCAAAUAGCUCUACGCUGGCUAACGAGUUCCCGUGGGUGCUAACAGUUGGUGCUAGCACUAUUGAUAGAAGCAUAAGGGCAAUAGCUGUUUUAGGGAAUGGUGAUGAGUUUGAUGGAGAAUCUCUUUUCCAGCCUAAAGAUUUCCAGCCAACAUUGUUGCCUUUGGUUGACCCUUCUGCGGGAGGUAAUGAAACGGUGGCCUAUUGUAUGCCUGGAUCCUUGAACGACACGGAUGUCAAGGGAAAGGUGGUGCUAUGUGUUGGAGGCGGAGGGGUUUCACGCAUUGUCAAAGGUCAAACGGUGAAGGAUGCUGGUGGUGCCGCCAUGAUUGUAUCCAAUGAUGCGGUGACAGCCUACGACAUUAAACCCGACGCACACGUCCUUCCAGCAGCACAUGUGAGUUAUGCUGCUGGGCAAAAUAUCAAAGCCUACAUAAAUUCAACAUCUACACCAACAGCAACCAUUAUAUUCAAAGGGACAGUAAUUGGCACAAAAAGUGCUCCAAUGGUUGCAUCUUUCUCCUCGAGAGGACCAAGUUUGUCGAGUCCCGGCAUCUUGAAGCCCGACAUCAUCGGCCCUGGUGUGAGCAUUCUUGCUGCACGUUACAUGUCCAUGGAUAACACAACAAACGACAGCACAAAUGCAAAUUUCAGUAUGGUCUCCGGCACCUCUAUUUCUUGCCCUCACCUUAGUGGCAUUGCUGCCUUGGUCAAAAGCGCACAUCCUGAUUGGUCCCCUGCCGCAAUAAAGUCUGCUCUUAUGACUUCUGCUACUCAAGCCAACCUCAACGGCAGCCUCAUUGCCGAUGAGAGGCUCCUCCCAGCCGACGUUUUCACUGUUGGUGCAGGCCAUGUCAAUCCACCAAAGGCAAUUGAUCCAGGCCUUGUCUACGAUAUCAGCCCUGAAGAUUACAUCUCAUAUUUGUGUGGUUUAGGCUACACGGAAAAGGAGAUAACAAUCAUCACAAAGCGCAUAAUCAGCUGUCGUGGCAGGGGUAUACCGGAGGCUCAACUGAACUACCCCUCCUUUUCUAUCCAACUCGGAAGGAAUGGUUCCACGUACACGCGGACAGCGACAAAUGUAGGGGCAGCAGAGUCGACUUAUUAUCUCAAAAUAGAAAGCAUUCCAGGUGUUGACAUAGUUGUCAAGCCCAGAGUGCUUAGUUUCACUGAAGUGAAUCAGAAAAUGACAUACCAGAUUUUCUUUAGCAGAUCAGCCGCUCCUGUUAAUGCUACUUAUGUGCAGGGAUCAAUUGCAUGGAUUUCUCCAAAGCACAUUGUUAGAAGCUCGAUAUCUGUUAAGUUCAUAUGAGGAAGAAAUGGAAGAGGAUCAACAAGUGAACUUUCAUUUAGCAUGGCAUUUGCAAUACCCUCAUCAUAUAAAUCACCGUUUCUUAUGUUGUUCACCUCUUUGGUUUAAGUAUCUCAAAAUGGGUUUUGUUGAUGUCAAGGAUAGUUCAUAAGCUUAUUGUUGGAUAAGCUUUGUUGGUGUAUGAAAUCUUUACAUGUAUACCUUGCCUGAUUUUCAUCACACGAAAUAGAUGA